AUGGAGUUUGGAGCGACGUACUUCCUCGACACGGCCGAGCAAUUCUAUUCGGAGCUCGAGGAUAUGCUCACCGUGCCCCGCGACACUCACCUGGGCGAGCUAGACUAUGCGCUGCGGCAUUACCUCUCGUUCUGCAGUCAUUACUACCAUGACUAUCUUCAGUCUGACGAGUCCCUCGAGCGGGCUGCAGACGUACUGGCGGAUUCCUCGCUGGUACAGGGUCAUCGAGAUCGUGUGGUAGAUGGUCUCAUCGACUUUGUCAUCAAAACCCGGUCAGCGACGGGGCUACACAUAGCGCUCGUAUCUCUGCAUCUCCUAGCAGCUCAAGCUCCUCACAUCUACCGCAUGGUUCACCAGGCGAGGUAUCCACCCUCGAAUCCCUCGCGCCCAACUCAGCAGAUUGGACCCAACACGCCACUGACCACCAAUCUCUGCGAUAUACUCUUGCGCUACGGACACGCCUACGUCGACGAUGCUUAUCCGGAUGCAAAAGGCGCGACAUCGCCUGACGAACGUGAUCGCUCUGCAAAUGACAAGAUCUGCAUCGAAGCUGCCGGGCUGCUUUACGAGGCCUGUCGCGUCCACAAGCUUUCCAUCAUCGAGCUCGGUAUAUUCGACGAGUCAUUCAUCAAGGGUGUUUUCCAGCUCAUCGAGUCGACACGCAACUACGGCGAAACCCUAAGCUAUACCCUCAUUCGGCUCAUCAUUGCGCUCAAUGAACAAUACAUGGUCGCACUCGCUGCCAGCAAGCCGAACGGCGAUGCCAAGCGCAGCAAGAAGGAGACCAGCCUCGAUGCAGAUGCAAAUCUCGUGCUUCGCAUCAUGCGGCGACAGCUUGGCAGCAGCAAGACUUUUGGAGAAAAUCUCAUUUUCAUUCUGAACAGACUAGACCACUCGAGCGAGAGCUUGUGUGUCGCGCUACUGAUUUUGAAGAUCCUAUACCUUCUGUUCACCACUCGAGGGACACACGACUACUUCUAUACCAACGAUCUCUGCGUCCUCGUCGACGUGUUUAUACGAGAGCUCUACGACCUGCCAGACGAUCAAGAGAGUCUACGACAUACAUAUCUGCGUGUUUUAUACCCUCUCGUGACGAACACGCAACUGCGCAGCUAUCCAUACAAGCGAGCUGAGAUACGAGUGGCUUUGCUCUCUUUGGUCUGCCAUGCAAACAUACGUGACGUCAAUGCAACGACGAAGCGUCUCGUCGACCGCAACCUCAAGGCCGAAUGGUGUCUCGAUCUCGAAGGCAGGACGGUCAACGGGGGCACGAUGAAGCGCGAUUAUCCUGCUGAGUCUGCCCGUGAGAUCGAGGCACAGCCUUACGAUCAGCCUUCGCUCGUCAAUGGACUCCAGUCGCUCGAGCUCAACACGACCAGCUCACGUACGAGCACGACCAGUCUGACAGCGAUCGGCGCGGCGACAAGCGAGUCCAGCAGCGUGAGCGGCUCGCCCUGGCUCAAUUCACCCCAGGAGAUGUCUCCUGAAGCACACUUUCUCAAACCAGUGGGAGCACCUCACCAUCGGCCGGCGAGCUCAUUAGAUCACCAUCGAAAGAUACUCGGUAGCUCGAUAGAGCGCAGUCGUUCUGCGCCCCAUUCGCCUGAUCCGUCCUCGCACAGCUCUGCUGUUAAUACGAAGCCUGUCUUCCACAAGCGUAGACCAGCCCCGCCGGCACCUAAUGUUCGAAAGCAUGCACCGAUACCAUCGGCGAUUGAGCAUGUCACAGCACCCGCGAGACAAGACUCGCUUAAUGUCAACCCAUUCGUCUAG
Messenger RNA from Mixia osmundae IAM 14324, 1773 nucleotides. RefSeq lists its product as uncharacterized. Gene Ontology annotation, molecular function: Arp2/3 complex binding. NCBI's taxonomy places the organism in Eukaryota, Fungi, Basidiomycota, Mixiomycetes, Mixiales, Mixiaceae. The coding region runs from base 1 to 1773 and encodes 590 amino acids. The record is from RefSeq and is a predicted model, not a curated record. Gene Ontology annotation, biological process: actin cortical patch assembly; endocytosis; actin cortical patch localization. Gene Ontology annotation, cellular component: actin cortical patch. The transcript has 8 exons.